AGAAUAUUGAGUAAUUUGGAGAAAGAGAAAGAGAUUUCAGAUAAUUUAAACGCGUCAUUUUUAUCAAUUGAUAAUGAACAGUCAUUGUCUAGUGAUAAAAGAGAAGCGGAAGGAGCCAGAACAUUGUACACAGCCAACGUCGGUGACGCUAGAGCAGUUCUAUGCAGAGCAGGUCAAGCAAUUAGAUUAACCUACGACCACAAGGGAUCAGACGAUAAUGAGCAGAAGAGGAUAAUGGAUGCUGGUGGAUACAUACUUAAUGGGAGAGUGAAUGGAGUAUUGGCAGUCACAAGAGCAUUAGGGGAUAGUCCAAUGAAGCAAUACGUCGUAGGUUCACCAUACACCACAGAAAUAGACAUCACCGACGAUGACGAAUGGUUGGUUAUCGCCUGCGAUGGCUUAUGGGAUGUCGCAACUGACAGCGAGGUCUGCGAACUGAUAAAAGAGUGCAAAUCUGGUGAGGAGGCUAGUAAAUUAUUAUUAGAAUACGCUUUAAAUAAUUUAUCGACCGAUAAUUUAUCGAUUGUUGUAAUUAAAUUUUAAACUCCCUUUCUUUAUUACGCUCAAGAAUGGGUUCUACGUUAUCAGCACCGGUCGUCGACAAGUCCUAUGCGACUGGAGAAGACGCCGACUUUGUCUACGCAGUCUCUGAAAUGCAGGGUUGGCGGAUAAGCAUGGAAGACGCUCAUACAGCUGUUUUAGACCUCAAUAGAGCUCAUGAUUCUCAUGCUCCAGAAUCCCAGGACGCCCAGAAUGCAAAAUCUUUCGAAACUAAAGAAUCCAAUCCGACAAACUCUAAAAAACCUGCAUUCUUCGCUGUUUAUGACGGUCAUGGUGGUUCAAACGUCGCCAGAUAUACGGGUGCCACUUUGUACGCUAGAUUAGCAAGAUCCGAAGAGUUUAAGUCCGGUGAUUGGCACAACGCUCUCAUAAACAGCUAUUUAAACACGGACGAGGCUAUCAAAGCAAACCCUGAGUUAUCUUCUGAUCCUUCAGGUUGUACCGCCGUCUCUGUUUUAAUCACUCCACCAGAACCAACAGCUACAAACUCAUCAAUAUCCGCAAGAAAGGUUAUUUGCGCCAACGCCGGUGACUCCAGAGCGGCCUUAUCAUUAGCCGGUCAAAGUUUACCCCUCUCAUACGAUCAUAAACCACAAAAUGAGGCAGAGUCUGAUAGAAUUGUUAAAGCAGGCGGUUUCGUUGAAAUUGGCAGAGUAAAUGGAAACCUCGCGUUGUCACGUGCUAUUGGUGACUUUGAAUUCAAGCAAAACCCAGACCUCGGCCCAGAGGCUCAAAUUGUCACCGCAGUACCUGAUAUCAUCGAGCACGAAUGUACUGGCGAAGAAGAAUUCUUAAUCCUCGCUUGUGACGGUAUUUGGGAUUGUUUAUCCUCACAACAAGUUGUGGAUAUCACCAGAAGAGCCAUCGCUAAUGGUGAAGAACUCAAGGAUAUUUGCGCUCACAUCAUGGAUAAAUGUUUAGCACCUGACUCAGAAUUAGGUGGUAUUGGCUGUGAUAACAUGACAAUCACAAUCGUUGCAAUCUUGGGUGAAAAAUCAAAGGAUGAAUGGAGACAAUGGGUCAAGGAAAGAGUUGAAAAUGGAAUUGGCUACAGCACCCCAGAAUCAGUUCCAGAUAUUUUUGAAAAAUCCGAAUUGCCAAUUGAUAGAUCAAACGACCAGGCAACCUUCGAUGCUAACAGAUUUGGCAACUCGCCGUUGUCUAUUUUGUCAAAUAUGGCAGGCGCGUCCGGUUCCUCUUUGCAAGAAGCUUUAGAAUCUGGUGGAAUUGUAUUUCAACCUUCAGGAUCAGUAACCAACAAAGACGGCCAAUUGGUUUAUGCUUCAUUAUCAGAUGAUAGUGAAGAGUCUGAUGAAGAGUCAAAUUCCUCACAACAAAAGAUUGUACCAAUUAAGGAUGGUGAUGAAAGACAAAUCGAAGCAUCCGGUGGUUUGACAGACACAUCAGAAGAUCCAAUUAAGAGUAUGAACUUGGCUACUAAUAGUGAUAAAGAAGAAAAGGAGUAAAUUGUCAUCGAUUACAAGUGAUUCUUAUACAUAUAAAAUUGUAUACCCCAGCCAUCAACAUCGACCACUUAACAAAUCAAUGAACCUUACCGAAAACAAACCGUCUCCUAAUUUAGAAAUCACUUAAUUUAAAACAUGAAUUUGAUGAAUACACUCAAUUAACGCUGAUAGCAGUCAUAAUAAAAUUUUCAAAAAUCAAAAAUCGUUUCGUUUAUCUCUUGUUACUCUUUGAAAGGUUAAUGUAUUAAUUCUUUUAUUUGGCUUAUUUUUAUUUGGCUUGUUUCUUUUUU
Molecule: messenger RNA, 2317 nt
Organism: Wallemia mellicola CBS 633.66
Lineage: Eukaryota; Fungi; Basidiomycota; Wallemiomycetes; Wallemiales; Wallemiaceae
Gene: Ptc2p
Product: PP2C-domain-containing protein
Exons: 6
Coding region: 570-2027 (485 amino acids)
Biological process (GO): protein dephosphorylation
Molecular function (GO): protein serine/threonine phosphatase activity; cation binding
Source: RefSeq, a predicted model, not a curated record